AUGGUCGCAUUUAGCAAACUUGCAUCCGCUGCUUUAGCGGUAGGAGCUGCUUCGGCUCAUACUAUCUUCCAAGAACUCUGGGUCAACGGCGUUGCACAAGGACAUACCGUCGGUAUUAGGGUGCCAUCAUACGAUGGCCCUAUUAACGAUGUUACGUCUAACGAUAUUAUUUGUAACGGAGGUCCUAAUCCACUGAACAAGCCAUAUCCAUCCACAAUAAUUCAAGUGCCCUCGGGCGCUACUAUUGGUCUAGAAUGGCACCACACCCUAGCCGGGCGAGACGCUGGUGAUACUGCUGACCCGGUGGAUCCAGGCCAUAAAGGACCAAUCAUGGCCUACUUGGCCGCUGUUCCUAAUGCUCUCCAAGAGUCUGUUACUGGACUCAAGUGGUUUAAAGUCUAUGAAGAUGGUUGGGAUUCCGCCACUAACGUUUGGGCUGUCGAUAAGCUCUAUGCUGCCAAGGGUUUGGUGAGCUUCAAGCUUCCAGACUGUAUCCCUCCUGGAAACUAUUUCCUUCGAGGAGAGCUUCUCGCUCUUCAUGGUGCUGGUUCAAAUCUUGGCGCACAAUUCUAUAUGGAAUGCGCACAGAUCAAUAUUGUUGGUGGAGGCACUGCAAGCCCACCUACUGUCUCUUUCCCUGGUGCAUAUGCACAAAACGACCCAGGUGUUUUGGUCAACAUUUACUACCCACCUCUCCCUAGCUAUGUUAUCCCUGGCCCUCGACCAUUCACUUGCGGAGGAAGCAAUCCAACCACUGCGGCCACGACAACCGCUAAGACGACUCUUACAACCGUCACCACCACUAAAGCGGCUACUACCACCGUUGCUACAACAGCCAAGACAACCACCACAACAACUACCACCACAGCUAAAACAACCACCACCACCGCAUCUUCUGGAGGUGGAACAGCUACGGCUUGGUCGCAGUGCGGCGGUAGUGGCUGGACAGGAGCUACCGUUUGCGUUAGUGGCUACAAAUGUUCCGCUCAAAACGCUUACUAUUCUCAGUGCAUCCCUGCUUGA
Orbilia oligospora ATCC 24927 is the source of this 1023-nucleotide messenger RNA. RefSeq lists its product as uncharacterized. The transcript has 3 exons. Bases 1 to 1023 code for a protein of 340 amino acids. The record is from RefSeq and is a predicted model, not a curated record. NCBI's taxonomy places the organism in Eukaryota, Fungi, Ascomycota, Orbiliomycetes, Orbiliales, Orbiliaceae. Gene Ontology annotation, cellular component: extracellular region. Gene Ontology annotation, molecular function: cellulose binding. Gene Ontology annotation, biological process: carbohydrate metabolic process.